Messenger RNA from Microplitis demolitor, 4085 nucleotides. RefSeq lists its product as uncharacterized. Gene Ontology annotation, molecular function: DNA binding. Lineage: Eukaryota; Metazoa; Arthropoda; Insecta; Hymenoptera; Braconidae. Bases 1334 to 2341 code for a protein of 335 amino acids. The record is from RefSeq and is marked provisional. The transcript has 4 exons.
AAUUCACUUUUUAAAGCUUGAUAGUCUUAUGUAGAAAAUUUCAACAUAGCGAUCGUCCCUAGUACGAACUUCACAUGGCUCUAUACAAAUUGCAAAGCUUUUGUUAAAAUACUUACCAGGAGUGAUUUCUUAGUAGAAAUUUUCAAUUUAAAAAUUACUUGGUAGUGAUAGUCGCUUAAUUGAGACUUGAACUGAUACUCUCAUUUUAAGCGGAAAUAGAUCCGUUGACAAGUUAUUAAUUGUAUUGAAUGCGUAGCGCCCGAGUGGAAUUCCAGUUCGGUAUGCCGAAAUACCAAUUCGGAAAGAAUGAGGCUUCCUAGAAUACGGCGAUUUAAAUUCGUACGAAGUUCCGUCUUCAUCAGGAAAACCGAAACUCGACAUACCAAAACAUUUCCAAACUUGGUUGUCGUUAGAAAAGUUUCCGGCAUAUAUACAUACACGCCACCGUUCAUCAUACGGUUUCGAAUAAAAUUAAUCUACUUAGUAUUUAAUUUACAAUUCAAAUUAUUGAAAGAUGAUAAAUGAACUGAUACAUAAUCGUAAAGAGCGCUAUCUCUGUGUAGAUGUCUCAAUUUAUUGUUUAACGGGUCUUAUAUCAGAUGUCAUGAACACGUAUCCGAAGAUAUAAUGUCACAGGAUAUAAUGACGUGGAUAUAACGUUGCAAGAAUUCUGUGACGUAUAACCAGUCGUUCAAUUUUUUAAGAAUCAUCGUAACGUAGCAUGACAUACUCAUCUAUCGGACUAGCACAUCUAAAAAUAACAUUUUCACUAUUUAUUUCCCAAAUAAUUAUUAGUACGUUGUGUCUAUGUUUGCUUAUUAUAUGACAUUUAUCAAAACAGUCAUUGACCUGUUUAUCUUAAACAAGCGAAUUUAGUAUUUCAUAAAUAAACUAUAUACCGAUAUAAAGGUUAGUUGUAUAGUUAUUAUUUUCCAUUGGACUUCUCACAGUUUAGACAAAUAAGAAAACAACAGUUUAUUCCGACGAUACAUUUUUAUUACUUCAUUAUCUAUGAAUCAAUAAUGGAAAGUUGUGUAACCAACAUUUAAUACUAAGAAAUAAAUCGUAUGUUUACUGAUUAGAGCCGGACCUGUUUUUAGUAAUGCGUAGGACGAUAUAUGAUGUGGAGGGAAUAUUUCUAUCUCUCUCGCUCAUGAUAACGAAUACUCCCUCUAGCAUAUAUAUAAGUUGGCUGCUAAAGAGAUUGGAUAUUCAACCCUCAACUCGCGAGUGUAAGGACAAGUUUACGGGAGUUUAAUGUCAGUUGUAUUGAAACCUUACAUGAUUUAUGUAAAAUAAAAAGUAUUGGAUUCUUCAAAUUGUUGAUUUAUGAAUGUUGGAACGACUGGAACAUAUCGAAGACUUCAAGAAGUGUACGAAGACGCGGCAAUUUUCAUCAAUAAAGAUGAAUGAUGCGUGUUAUGAAUAUAAAUGUUCGAAUAUGAAGAAUGGAGAUCAAGAAUUACCAACGAUGGUGAAAAAAAAAACAGGCAGACCUAAACGAAACUCGAAUUCAAAUGAUGAGAUUGACAAACCUCUGAAUUUAGUCGUAACCUCGAAAAAGGAUGACAAAUCUGAAACAAAUCCUCAACCUAUGCUUGACCCCACAUUUUUCAUAGAACUUCUUACGGUCUUACGGAAUCUGCAUGCAGUUUCUGCUAACUCAUACACCCUGGUAAAUAACUUACGUCAAAUAAUAAUUGAUAAUACAGCAACAUUGAAAGAUCUAAAACAGUUAAUCGUCAAUAGCCGUAGUCCAAACAGCGAUAUUCCGACCACAUCUCAAUCAACAAACAUUAUAGUGGAAGUUGAGGAGAUAUCCGAAAAAAACAACAGCAAUCAAAAGCAACGAGAUGAGGAAUGCAAUGACCAUAGUGAUAAUGAGACUGAUGAAGUUCCUAAGAAAAAACGUUCUCAAAAGCGAAAAUUUGUUUUACCUCCAGAAUACGAUGAAAAUGACUCAAGAUGGACCUUAAAGCAUCGUCAAAUGGCUCCGGGACUUGUAGAACUCAUGCCCCAUACCAAUGUCUACAUCAAUGCCAUAAAGCUUAGUAAUUGCAAGAGAUUGUCAAAAGAUUGCAAAUCAUUGGCUCGAUUGUUAUUGGUCGAAAUUUUCACUAAGAGUGCAUUGACCAUCUGUUCAUUAACCGGGUCAAGAGCUAGAGCUUACGAUGUCGAAGGAGCAACUAUCAGACCAGGAUUAGAUGAAACUGCAAGAACAGUGUUGCUCACAUAUGUUGAAGAGUACGGCCGUGAGAAAGGUUGGAUUACAUUAGACACUCAAUCUAUUCAGAACAGUAUUCGUAAUAAAAUGCAAGAGUUUAGAUUUAAAUAUGGAUAAUAAGUUUGUUAUUGCACACAGCCAUUAUUAGUAUUAUGUAAAUAUUUGCGGGUAUUUGUUUUAAGUGUAUUUAUUUACUAAGAACUAGUUUGUGUCAUUAAAACAUUAUUGGCAAUCUUGUAAUAUAGUUAUCUGAAUAAAUUCUAUGAAUAUAAUUAGUAAGUUCCGAUGUUUAUUUUACCUUAUGCCUUUUCCGAGAACACUUUAUCUUUGUUUGUGGUUCAUUUAAUAAAAUGAUAUCCUUAUAGUUCUUUGAAUUCAAAAAUCCUCGAAUCCCGAUAGUUUACAAAUUAAUAUUCACAGAUGCAAUGUUCUAUCUAAAAAUAUUGUAUUAGUCAUCACUUAAAAUAAGGUCAUCGUUCAGUUCAUUCACUUCAAUUCUAUUAGAUUGUACUGAACAAUAGAUAAUGUAUGGUUCCAUAUGAUGAACUGUUCUUAAUUUAUACAGACUAAAACAUGAAAUUGUCAUCUAAGCAAUAGACAAUUUUGUUGUCUCCCAUAUGAAUAAUUAUUUUGUUAUUAUACGCAGUUGUCAUUACUAUGUAAACAUUCCCACGUAUUAUUUGUACAUGUUUGUUUUUAUUUUAAAGCUACGUUAGUCAUGAAGCAAACUUUGUCAUUUUAUUAAUGCUACGUUUGUAUUUCAUUUAAUGAUCCAAUCAAUUAACUACUUUUCAUUGUCCUCGUUACACUUUCCUGUUUUAAAUAUGUUACCGCAUUUGUAGUAAAUUCAUUUAUUCAAUUAUUCCCAUAUUACGUUGAACCCGAAAAUCCCCGAACCCGGUUAUGAUUUUCAAUUGGUAACUACAGUACCAGUUUUAUAUAUAGCACAAAGUAUCAGACAAAAGUUAUAACAAAAAAAAUAAUGUGUAUAGUUAUAUUCUGAACAAUAACAACUAUACAUUUGAGACUAAACAUAAACACGUUUCCCGAAGAUAAGAGUCGAGCACGGACUGCUUUGUUAUUUCUCGAAGCGACUACAUGAAUUGACAAUUUCCGGUUACUACUCUGAUAACAGAGGGUCAUAAAGGAAAUUGAUAUGGAAUAACCACUAACAUGCGCAGUAAUUAUUAUAUGUGAUAAAAACCGGAAAGUUCUGCAAUAUUUGUGAUAAUUGUGGUUUGUUACUGGCUAAUUAUGAACGGUAAUUAAGAGUUGAAUAACAACGCUGUUUGUGAGACGGUAAUAACUUAGCUAUUGUUUAACGAUCAAUUGAAUCAUUACGUCAUCCAUCAAGCAAACGCAUAACCAUCAGUCAAAUAAGUUAAAAUCCUCAUCGAAACCAAUACUUUUGGAUAAAAAUCUUCCCGACUAGAAAUUUUGGUGAGGCUUGCCGAAAAAUCAGUUUGGCUCGAACUAGGCUUGCCUAACUAAGGUAAGCCUAAUUCGUAUCUUGUCAGAACUUUAUGAGGCAAAACGAACAUUGGCAUGCCGAAAAUUUAACGUUUGUAACAAGUUGCACUCAGGCCUAACAUUGGAAUUCCUGACUGGUAGGUAGCAAUGGUAACUACACUCUAUAAAUAUAUAUAUAUAUAGAGAGAGAGACAAUUGUCACUACUUUUUCUGUUAGAAAUUGAUGUAAUCGGCCAAUACAUUUUUCAAGAAUAUUAUAUUGUGCGUUUUGGGAUUCCUGUCAAUAUUUUGACAAGUCAUAACAUUUCACAAAUUGUUGAUUGCGUAAAAAAUAACAAAGCUUUUCAUAUGUUUGGAUUUUUAUUAUAACUUUUUGACACUAUAUUACAUA